UUUAUCACUUUUGUUACUUCCAGAAGCUGCAAUCAGUGACAAGAGGCAACACCAAAGUGGCAGUUGGACAUACUACAUAGCUCACUGCACUUGUAAAGAGUGUGUAAAAGAUUUUGUAUACAUAUACGUGUAUUUAAUAAGAUGAGGUAAAAGUAUACAGUAUAUGCCUUGGAAAAUCAUAAGAACAGAAUGUCUCUUAUAGAGGGUUUUGGUGACGAAGUAACAAUUUUUUUGGUGAUUGUACUGAUUCUACUCAUAGUGUGUUUAGCAUGGAUUUCAACAAACAUAAGAGACAUUCCAUUUUUUAGUGUGAUAAUAAUUGAAUUAACUCAUAGAAGAAAUAGGGAUGCAGAGAAUGCCAAUCAGACUGAAGUUCCGAGUUCAACAGAGGUCACUCCAUCAAACUCAGACAACCAAACGACUUCUGAAAUUGAAGCUCAAAGCAAUUUGGAUGGGUCGGAUGUAAGAGCCACUGAAACUAGUCCCGUCACACCUUGUCCAAGUGAAAUUUCAUCUGAAAUUGGUCAAAAUGGUCAGAAUAAUGAAACACCUCAAGAGGAGGAGACAGAUGAAAAAUUCGAGUCUGCACAGAGACAAUUACCGCAGGAAAGCAAAACCGAUAGCAUAGACCUCUCCAGGGAUUUAAGUGAAUCAGAACUGCGACAAAGGCGAUUAAAUUUCUUUCAAGGAAAUAAAGAUGGUGCUACCAUUUCAAAUGCCCAAACUUUGACAGACAGCUCAAACUCAACUCAGAGAUCUAGUCCUUCAGAACCCACUAACAUACAACAGGAAACAACACCUGAUUCAAAUCCACCAGAUUCAGUUCAGAGUGAAUCUGUGCAGACCCAAGAAACUGAUGCAGAGACAGGGUUGAUCACUGUGAGAUUAAAAUAUUUGAAUGAUACCCAAAGAAAUGUUACAGCAGCACCAAAUGUCACCAUUGGGCAGUUCAGGAGGGACAACUUUGCCACAGAACUUUCAGAGAAUAAGCUUGUAAGGUUCAUCUUCAAUGGACAAGAUUUACGCAAUGACUCCAACACCCUCCAAAAUUACAACAUCGGAAACAACAGCGUUGUCCACUGCCUAAUCACUCCAAUCAAUCAGCAGGCCCCUCAGCAGAGACAAGAAAUGGAGGGAAGCUGUGACCUUGGAGUCAUCAUCCUGCCCAUCUUUGGUCUCAUCCUGUGCUUCGUGUGGUACCUGCGGUUUGAGUACAGACAUUUUUUUACUGCCACUUCCACGUUUAUGUUGAUUGGAUUGACAUUUUUGUUCAUUGCAGCUGUUUUAGCGUCUUGGGACAGUCAGAGACAUAGGGAACAGGUUCCCCAUGAGCAUAUUGAGUAAAGUUUGCAUCCUGUGAUUAUCUGGGACCGUUUUGUGAUUUUUAAGUUUCUGGUAUAUGUUUUAUGGAUGUGUAUAAUGAACGUUUUCAUGAAUACUGUGUAUACAUAUAUGCACUUUUGUUUGCUUUUGUUUCCUGUUAUUCGGAAAUAUGGGUAAUUAAACCUCAGUCGCCUGAUCCAAUGAAGUCCUAUAUGCUAUUAAAUUAAAACUGAUUUGAAAUAUAUAGCCUUAAUGGUAAAUUACUCGGUGGUAGAUAGCAUAAUAAUUGCCACAGAAAUUUGAAUACAGGUACCUAUCGAUGAUAUGAAUAAUUUCUUUGUUAAGGUUUAGUUCGCUGGUCAAUAAUUAUUACGGUAUUUGUUUACAGUGAUCAGCAUUUUCCUGUAGGAUCAAACUAAUGACCUCGAGCGGAAGGCAACAUUUCAACAAAAUCUUUACGUUUUUCUCUACUUGAAAUCAAUAAUACUUAAAGAUGCCAUUUUGACUGUCAGCCAACAGUAUCUUGACCGUUGUCCUUGAUUAGUGUGUCGACCGAUUGCCUUAAUUUCAGUGGUUCUAUUUGACAGUCCAGAAAAAAUGAAGAUGUAGAACAGAAUAGUUCUAGACUUGGUUCUUGGACAACAGCGGUUUUAGUUGACUCUCAAACAGAUCCAUGAUCAGGUUAAACAAAACUGCUGUUGUCCAUGAACCCAGUCAAUAGCUGUAUGAUGCUCAAGAUCCCUGCCAACAAUUUAUUAUAUUCCUCUUUAUUUAUUUAUUGUACACGUUAAUUUUAUAGCACUCGAUGAGUGACAUUAUAUUGAAUUCUCUCCUAAUUGUCAGUCAUGCUUGAAUUCAUGUAUGACUGCAGACCAUGUGUUAUACAUGUAUCAUUGAUUGAUUGAUUCAGUAGAGGAACUGGUAAGUUUCCAGAACUUGUUUCCAAUCCUUUAGUACGUUACCUGGCCAUAAGUGAGUCAUCAAUUUAUUUUUUCACUAUAUAUUUCAUUGAAAAUUACCUUUUUUGAAAAAAAAACUGACUGCAGCAUUACUUGUAGAUAUAUUUAUGGAUAUGAUAUAAAAUAAUACAGGGUUGUUUGUAGUUUCUUCACAUGAUUUUGAAAUAAUAUUAUCUGUAGGUGUUGCGGUGAUAUAUCACAUGUUAAAAGCUAAAUCUAAAUUAUAGUAUUUAGAGGUUUAAAUUUUGCCUUGAUGAUUUUAUAAACUAUUCUCAAUAAUCAUGAUAUCAUAAUUUGCUAAUAGCAUCAUAGGAAAAGAAAAUUUAACAAUUUUGCAUAAGUGAAAAAAUUAGGAAAAUUGGGACUAAAUUGACUUCACAUUAAUUUUCUUCUAAAAAUUGUUUUUUCAAUGAAAUAUAUACUGGGGGGAAAAAGAAAUGAUGAUUCACCAUAUGUUUACUAGUACAUGUAUACAGUAUGUUCGAAUCAUUGUUUGGUAUUUUGGCAAUGCUAGCAAUUAAGCGACAAAUGUGUACGUCAGUCAAAUGUAGUCUGGUUGAUCAGGUUCAAUAUUUGCUGCGCAAACAAAUGAAAUUUAAAAUUUCUUAGAGUUUAGGUUUGUAGCAGAUAAUUAUGAAAGUGUUAAGCACUUAAUUGCUCACAUUGCUGAGAGUAUGUUGUUACUAGUAUUUGUUACUCUGCGUUAUAUUACUGAAGUACACGUACAAUGUAAAUUGUCCGUAAAAUGCAUUAGUUAUAUGUUUGACUACUUGACGUGUGGUCACUAAAGUUGAAUCAGUUGAAUCACCCUUAUCCCUUACAUGCUUAAAUAAAGUUAUUUCUCAAAAAUGACUGAGGUGGUGUGAUUGAAUUUGAAUCGGUCAGAAGAUAUUCCCUUCUGCAGUGUUUCAAUUUAAUAAACAUAUCCCUCGUCUCUGCCUCCAAGUUUUACAUCAAUAUAUCAGUACAUAUAUUUUCGUUAUGGAAUGUUUACCCAUGUUUUCAAUAAAUCUGUUUUCAUUUUUACCAUAUUCUAGCCAUGUUCUUACUGCUUUUCUCCUUUAUUUACAAGUCUUGUUUUAAGAUCAAUAUUCUUAACAGGAAGGUGGAGAACACUCCUAGCAAGGUAGUACUGUUUCUUCUUGGGAAUCAUGACACAUAACUUACAUUACAUGAUAGUUUUUUUCAAACAUUGCCAGAUGUGACAAAAGUGGAGUUUAUAUAUCGAUUUCCUUAUCAAUUCUUGUUGUACAUUUUUUUUUUGUGUUAAUUGAAAUGUCAAUGAAAUUGUACUGUAAACAUGAGAGCGAGAAUUUUUAUUAGAUGUUGUAUUUGAAAUAAAAUCUGGGCAUGACUUGUAAUUGAAGUAAAAUAUGAUUUUACAA
This is a messenger RNA of Ostrea edulis (European flat oyster), 3667 nucleotides long. RefSeq names its product transmembrane and ubiquitin-like domain-containing protein 1. Bases 190 to 1344 code for a protein of 384 amino acids. The record is from RefSeq and is a predicted model, not a curated record. Lineage: Eukaryota; Metazoa; Mollusca; Bivalvia; Ostreida; Ostreidae. The transcript is spliced from 3 exons. Gene Ontology annotation, molecular function: protein binding.